AUGGUGUCUGCCACUAGACUGCUACUUCUCCUACCUUUUCUCGGGGCUCUGGCGAGUCCUACCGAUCCCACGCCUAACGAGCCCGUUGGUCGAGGGGAGAAGUCAUACGACCUUCUUCAGGAGAUAGGAGAGAGUAUCUUCAAUGCCACCAGCGAAGAUAAACUUCAAGGUCGCUCUACAGACCUCAGAACUAGCAAAGAUGGCGUGAACUCCGCGGGAUAUUACUAUUCCCUCUACAACGACAACCAUGCGGGCGCCGAUUACACCGAGUUUCCUGACAGUGGCCGGUUCCAACUAAAAUGGAACACGAACAAAGAGUUCCUGGGCGGAAAGGGCUAUCGGGGUGGUAGCACUCGCAAAUUGACCUGGGAUGGCCACUUCAAGGCUGAUGGUGACUACACUCUGGCCGUCUACGGUUGGACUACUGACCCCGUGACUGAGUGGUACGUUGUCGAACAGCACGGCACAGGCACCCCUGGUAACGGUCAUAUCCUUGGGCAAGUCAAUGUUGACGGCGGCGUGUACGACGUCUAUAUGAUUCCGUACAGGAACGUUCCUAAGAUCUACGGUGUCACCAACUUCAACCAGCUAUGGUCUGUUCGUCGCAAUCCUCGCACCACUGGCUCAGUUGAUGUUACUGCUCACUUCAAGCGCUGGAAAGAACUCGGACUCCAGCCAGGCAACCCUGUCUUCCAGAUGGUCACUGCUGAAGGAUUCAAGGGCAGCGGAAACCUUGAUUUCCAGCUGCAUUAA
Aspergillus oryzae RIB40 is the source of this 753-nucleotide messenger RNA. RefSeq names its product glycoside hydrolase family 11 protein. The transcript is spliced from 2 exons. Gene Ontology annotation, molecular function: hydrolase activity, hydrolyzing O-glycosyl compounds. Lineage: Eukaryota; Fungi; Ascomycota; Eurotiomycetes; Eurotiales; Aspergillaceae. The record is from RefSeq and is a predicted model, not a curated record. Gene Ontology annotation, biological process: xylan catabolic process. Bases 1 to 753 code for a protein of 250 amino acids.